Cololabis saira (Pacific saury) is the source of this 3544-nucleotide messenger RNA. RefSeq lists its product as uncharacterized. The coding region runs from base 76 to 2340 and encodes 754 amino acids. Gene Ontology annotation, molecular function: calcium ion binding. The record is from RefSeq and is a predicted model, not a curated record. Lineage: Eukaryota; Metazoa; Chordata; Actinopteri; Beloniformes; Belonidae. The transcript has 9 exons.
UCCUUCACUCCUCCUCCCAUUCCUUCCCCGGAGCCUCAGCUCUGCAGAGCAGUGUCGUCCUGAGCACGCAUUCAGAUGGGACCUCUGGCAGCACUUGUCGCGCUAGUUUGCUUCGCCGUUCCAGUGUGUGGAGACAUGGGAUCAUGCAAUGCUCUGAGGAACCUGGACAACGGACAGACAUUCUUCCGUUAUGGUGGACUGCUGGUGAUCUUCCAGUGUAAUCCUGGUUACAAACUCCAUGGAUAUAAAAGCAACAGCUGUGUGUCUGGACACUGGUCCCGGGACCCGCCAGUCUGUGUUGGCUCCGGCUGCUCCGACCCUGGAGAGAUCAUCCAUGGAACGAGCAGUGUGAAUCAGGAUGGCUCCUGGGCAGUGUACAGCUGUAACAGUGGCUUUCACUUACAUGGGCCCUCCAUGUUAUACUGCAAGGGCCACUCCUGGAACAGCACAAAGCCUGUAUGCAAAGAGACAGACAUAAUGAGCUCAGUUUCAAGCAUCAACGUGGGAAAAUCAAACUCUUACCAGAACCUGCAGUCCUCUGCAGGUGUGAAGAGCCGACAACAUUCCCACUCUGACAUUGUGACAAAGGCAGCCUCUAAAGAAGUGGACGUCAAAUUUGGUCUAUUACCAAGCACACCAACUAGUUUGUUCAACAGUGAAAGAAUGAAUGUUAUCACAACAGAAAUUCCCCCGAAGACGCAUGAUCACAUUACAAGUUUAAAAGCCCACGAUGUGGUCCAGGCAAACCAAGGAAGUGGGAAACGUGGCUCAGAGGUCACAAUGUCACGGGAAGAAGUAGGAAAGAUGGAGGAAGUUACACAAAUUUCUGCCACAAAACACAGUUUAUCCAUCACUGUCUCAUCUGCCUUGUCAUCAGCGUCAGAAACAGAGCAUUCAACAUUUUCGCCAUCAUCAUUUUCUUCCACCCAUGCACCAGCUGUCACUACUUCCACAAAUGUUGCUCUCAGGCAAACCUCACUGCGUCAUUACACCAACGUUUCUCUUCCCGUGCUUGGAUUUAAAGAAGCUGCUCCGUCUCAAGAUAACGUAACUCCCUCUGAAGUAGUAACGGCUGGAAACAAAGUCCAACAGGCUGAAAGUGGCUUCAAGUCUCCUUUUCUGCCUCAAACUCAGUUCAUAGAGCAAAAUAAAGCCACUGAUCAAUCACAUGAGACAACUUUGGAUUUUUCCACUUCAUCCCCAGCAACCUCAGCAUUUCUCCGCUUCACCCUGUCAAAUAUGAAAUCACAGCUGCCUGAUGGGAACGCUGUUCCUUCAUAUAUCUCCAACAACACUGACUUGAGAUCUACAAGGACUGAAAACAACAACUUUACAAUGACCUUCAAACCAAUUUCACCUUUUCUGAACGUCAGCAGACAACCUGUGUGCCCAUACCCUCCUGUUCCUGCUCAUGGGACUUAUUACUUUUAUAAUGUUGAAAAUCCAGGCCCUCGAGAAUCCAGACAAUAUAUUCAAUAUACUUGCUACCCCGGAUAUACUCUGGCUCAUGGAGAUGUGCACAGUUACUGCCAGCAAGGAGGGACCUGGAGCGGAGUCACACCUGUUUGUCUGGAUUUGACACCAUGUUCAAUCAACAAUGGAGGCUGUUCCCAGCUGUGCUCUCCCUCCCAGAUGUACAAUCAGAGCUCCAAUCAGACACAGACCACAGUUAAGUGUCACUGCAAACCUGGAUUUACUCUGCUGGAUGACGGUCUAACAUGUCGAGAUGUUGAUGAGUGUCUGCUGCCUGUGGCUGUCACACGCUGUAUUUUUGGAUGUAUUAACUCUCCAGGGAGCUUCCACUGCCUCUGUCCAGCCGGCUACAGACAACACACUGCAUAUGGGCAUUGUCAAGAUAUAGACGAGUGUGCUGUUAAUCUGGGACUCGGGCCAUGUCUGCAGCGGUGCCACAACUCACCAGGAUCCUACAGAUGUUCCUGCACGUUCGGGCACAUCUUGGCUGGAGACGGACACAGCUGCAUUGCAGAGUGUCCAGCUGGAUACAGGAAACAACCGACCACACCGCCUGAAAAUUCAACAACACCAUCUCUAAACCAGAAGUGCUUAGAUAUAAAUGAGUGCCUGGAAGAAACGUGUGAGUGGCAGUGUAUAAACUUGCCAGGUUCCCACCGUUGUAUCUGCCCUCGUGGAUACACACUCCAAAAGGAUGGCCAGCGAUGCAAGGAUGUUAAUGAGUGCAGUCGGGAGAAUGGAGGUUGCUCCCAUUUGUGUGUGAAUAGAAGAGGAGGGCAUAAAUGUGCCUGUCCAGCCUCCCAUCGUCUGUCUCCCUACAGCUGGAAGACAUGCCUGCCAAGGGAAACAGCAAACACUGCAGGCUGAGCAUCAAAGCAUCUCUGUCAGGCCUGAGACUGGCAUCCUACUGUAGGCUGGAGUAUGCUCUCUGUAAAUGCUCAAUAUUCUACUGUCUGUAUUUUGUAUUUCACAUAAUGAGAAAGUCAUGUACUGAAUAAUCUGAAUAAUUUAUAAUCAUUUCUACUCUUUUGUUCAGGUAAUCAUUAAACAUUUUUUUCUAUUUUUCUUUAGCUCAGUUUCUCUAUGAAAAUAAGCAGCCCUGAUUAGGAUUAUCACUAAAAUGUGUUUUUUUGUUGUUAAUUUAUAAGCAUAGUCCCUUCAAGCAAAAGCUAAUAUGUAUGACAUUUCUCACAAGACCAUGUUAUCUUAUUGAUUCUUUUAUGGUUUUAUAGUUGCAGUUUGAUGGUCUGAAGCAUCCAAGUCUGUGUUAACACAAUGCCUAAAAGGAAAGACAUCAGGGAUCUUAGUGAUUGAACUGUUGCUGCCAAUCUGAAAGUUACAAGAGCAGGAAAGAUAACAUUGAAUCCAGCAGCUUUCCAGGCAUCUCAGACUUUACAUGCCCUUACUUAGCAUGUUAACUGAUACAGGUUAUAACAUUUUAAUUAGAAAAAGCCUGCACAAGCAUGGCUUGUUUUGAAGGCUUCUAUUUAAAACAAACAGCACAGUUUCAGUUUUUAAAGAAUCUGGAUAAACCAACAUACUUAAAGGAAUAUGUAUUUUAUAUUUUUUAUGUGGAAUAUGUGGUUCGACUAAAGUUGUAUUCACCAAAUUUAAGAACCUGGUAGGGACCAGAUGAUUUUAUGUUAGAGUUGAUUGAGGUGAAUUUCUGUUAAGAUGAAUAUCCAGUACAACCUCAAUAGAUUAAAAAAAAAAACUCUCUUACUUCCUAUUCAAUGAUUAAGAAGCAUCUAGGUAACGCAUAUCAUUUACAAUCAGCACAGCAGUCAUUUUAGUUGUGCACGUGAAGACCACACAGCAUCGAAGUUGAUGAGAUGUUGAGCAGUAAAUAUCUCAAUUUAUUGCAAACUUCACUCUGUAAUAAUGCCCAUUUGGAGGUUCCUAUAAUUAUUAAAGCAGACGUGUGCUGUUAUAACAGAAAUAUAUUUAUUUUCACUCAAGAUAAAGGAAAAAAAACAAUAUUGAGGUAAUAUGACUUGACAUAUCUGUUACAUGACCACAGAGUAACAUUCAAAGGCAGACUGAUGGACAGAUUUUCAUUCGCUGUAAAAUA